This is a messenger RNA of Paramormyrops kingsleyae, 753 nucleotides long. NCBI's taxonomy places the organism in Eukaryota, Metazoa, Chordata, Actinopteri, Osteoglossiformes, Mormyridae. The record is from RefSeq and is a predicted model, not a curated record.
AUGGCCAGCAUGACAGAGGAAGACAUGACACUAAUCAAAGAGGUCAUCAAAUUGACCUCAGGCGAUGCUGGGGGCAGAGCGGUGGCCUCAGACCUCCUUCACUAUUCUUCAGCUCUUGAUCCACGCUUCAAAGACUUGGCUUUCCUGGAUGACAGCGACACCAAGGACACGAUAUUCAUGAAGCUAACUACAGAGGUGGUGAAGAUGGAUGAAAAGGCAGGAGACAGGAACACAUUGAACGAGAGUCAGGCAGCUGAAACAGGAGGUGACAGGAGCACCCACAGAGAGGAAGAGACAGCUGCUGUUCCUCCCAAGAAGAAAACGGCCUUGGACCAGAUGUUUGGGGAAUUCCAGACUGCGAGAGCACAGACGACAAAGAGCACAAGGGAGAGCGCUAAGGAGGAAAUUUUAAAGUACAGAGAAAGGGACUCUUUAGGUCUGAGUGGUGAUGUGCUGCAGUGGUGGAAAAAACAAAUGGAUCUUCCACUGCUUUCAGCAUUGGCAAAGAGCUACAUCUCCACCCCAGCUACAAGUGUACCCUCUGAAAGAGUGUUUAGCACAGCUGGAGAUAUAGUUACAGCACAGCACACUUUGCUACAUCCUGAUUAUGUGGAUCAACUGAUAUUUCUUAAGAAAAACCUUAAAAGAGGACAUUUAAGUUAAAUUUAGUGUUAAUCUCAUGAGUUUGGUUUACAGCAUCCUGUGACUGCCUAUACUAUUUUUUUUAAAUUUUAUUUUAUUUUCAUUUUUUUU